UAAUUUAAAAAAAUUAUAAAACUAAUCCAAGAACAAUUCAAUAAAAGCCUCCAAAAAUUAAUCUCAAACCACAAAAAUUUUACCUAACUUAACGACCAAGAUUCCUCGCUCCCUCCUUUUCUCACUCUUUGUGCGUGUGUUUACCUUCACUAAUGGGGUCACCCGAUACUAAAGCCAAUCCUCAAAGCCCCACCGCCUACGCCGCCGCCGCCGCCACCGCUGGUGAUAAUGAUGACGACUCCCAACCACCACCACCACCGCCUCCUCCUCCACGCCAACCUGUAUCCCUUGUACAGCCCUCUGCAAAGAAGAAGAACAAAUCUGCUAAAGUAUUUCGUGUCUUGCGCUCCGUUUUUCGAUCAUUUCCCAUCGUCUCGCCGACCAUCUGCAAGAUGACCAUCCCUCCCGGGAGCUUAUCCGACGGCCACCGUAGCAGCUCCACCAAUAGACAUAAGGUCACCGGGACUUUGUUCGGUUACCGUAAACAGAGGGUAAGUCUUUCCAUUCAAGAAAGCCCUAGAUGUCUUCCUUCGCUGGUUCUUGAGUUGGCAAUGCAGACAGCCGUUUUGGAGAAAGAAAUGGCCUUCGGUAUGGUAAGAAUAACCCUAGAAUGCGAAAAGAAGCCCGAAAAGGAACUUACAGAGCUAUUAGAAGAGCCAUUAUGGACCGUGUAUUGCAAUGGGAAGAAGACUGGUUAUGGAGUCAAGAGAGAGGCCUCGGAGGAUGAUUUGCAAGUCAUGGAGCUCCUCAAGCCCGUAUCCAUGGGCGGCGGCGUGUUGCCCGGAAAUUGCAAAGUGGAAGGCCCUGACAGUGAGUUGGCUUACAUACGAGCCCAUUUUGAACGGGUCGUGGGUUCAAAGGAUUCGGAGACUUUUUACAUGUUAAGCCCAGAAGGGAAUAAUGGGCCUGAGCUUAGUAUAUUCUUCGUGAGGCUUUGACACAUGAAAGGGUUGAUCGAUCAUUCAAUCAGACGGUAAUUAGGUUUAACACGUGUCAAUCAUCGAUUCAUGACCGUCUUGGGAUAUGUUCUUGAUAGCCAUGGAGAUAUGCUGCCAAUAGAUGAUAGUGAUUUGUACGGAGGAGAAAAAUUGAUGGAUUAAAACACCCAAUAUGGUUUAUUUGAAAAGCAAUACCACGUGUACAAAGU
Messenger RNA from Mangifera indica (mango), 1147 nucleotides. Its product is annotated as protein MIZU-KUSSEI 1. Bases 153 to 938 code for a protein of 261 amino acids. The transcript has a single exon. The record is from RefSeq and is a predicted model, not a curated record. Gene Ontology annotation, biological process: hydrotropism. NCBI's taxonomy places the organism in Eukaryota, Viridiplantae, Streptophyta, Magnoliopsida, Sapindales, Anacardiaceae.